AUCACAAAAAGUCUUUAUAUCUCUCUCUCUCUUUUUAAUCUACGUCUAGUUGUUCAUGAUAAACUGAGUUAGCUCUUAUGUACAAGUCUCCAACUCCCAAAAAUCAACUCCAUGGCUGCACCCAUGUUCUUAGCUUUUCUUCUCUUCAUUUUUGGUAUUGUUGUGCCUUCUCAAUCCAUUGAUUUCAUCUACGAUGGAUUCAACCAAACAAACCUUAUUCUAGAUGGAUUUGCUAGAAUCAUCCCAUCAAGUGGAGCUCUUGAGCUUACUAACAAAUCUUCUGCUAAUGUCAUAGGUCAUGCAUUCUAUCCCGGCCCAAUACACUUGUUCACCAAAAAUUCUUCUUCUGUUAACUCUUCUAAUUCCUUUAGUACGUACUUUGUUUUUGCAAUAGUUCCCAAAGAUGUCAACCACGGAGGCGGCUAUGGCUUCGCCUUCACUAUAUCUCCUUCACCGCAAUUUCCUGGUGCUGAAGGGGAUCACUUCCUCGGAAUUUUCAACUCAACAAAUGAUGGGAACCCCUCAAACCACAUCUUUGCUAUUGAUUUCGACACUGUUGAUGGGCACAAAGAGGCACCAGAUACCCAAGGCAACCAUGUUGGAAUCAACAUCAAUAGCAUGGCCUCAGUUGCAUCCGAGCCGGCUUCUUAUCGUUUUAGUCCUACACCUAUAAAGGAAGACGUGUGGUUGGAGAGUGGAAAUCCAAUCCAAGCCUGGAUAGAGUAUGAUGGUGAAAAAGGAGUUGUGAAUGUAACCAUUUGGCCUGAAUCAGUACCAAAACCAACUACACCACUCAUCUCUUAUCCCACCAACCUAUCUGCUGUUCUUAAGGAGAAUGUGUACAUUGGAUUCUCCGCGGCCACUGGAAAUAGAUCGAGUUCUCAUUACAUCCUCGGAUGGAGUUUUCGUUUGAAUGGAAGGGCUGAUGAACUUGAUCUUUCUUGGCUUCCUAGACCGCCAAAUGAAGGAAAGUCUUCCUCUUUCAAACCCCAAAUUAAGGCACUCAUUGCUAUUACCUCCACUGUGAUCAUUUUCCCGUUGGGGGUUUUGAUUCUUGUUGUGAUAUACCGAAGGAGAAGGCAGUACUCUGAAAGUAUUGAGGAUUGGGAGUUGGAGUGUCCUCACAGAUUUCGAUAUAAAGAUCUAUAUGAAGCCACCAAGGGAUUUAAAGAGAGUGGGAUACUAGGAGUUGGAGGCUUUGGUGCUGUGUACAAGGGUGUGUUACCCACUACAGGAGCUGAGGUUGCAAUAAAAAAGAUAUCAAAUGAUUCAGUACAAGGAGUAAGAGAAUUUGCCGCGGAGAUUGAAAGCUUGGGAAGGCUAAGGCACAAGAACCUUGUGAACCUUCAAGGUUGGUGCAAAAGAAAGAAAGAUCUCCUCCUAGUCUAUGACUAUGUCCCAAAUGGAAGUCUUGGUUCUUUGCUAUUCAACCCUGAAACCAACUUCCUACUCAGCUGGGACCAAAGAUACAAUAUCCUUAAAGGCAUAGCCAGUGGACUAUUGUAUCUCCAUGAAGAGUGGGAGAAAGUUGUCAUACAUCGCGACGUGAAGUCCAGUAAUGUUCUGAUUGAUGCUGAGAUGAAUGGUCGCUUGGGAGAUUUUGGACUAGCAAGAUUGUGUGAUGGUGGAAUACUCUCACACACUACCAGUGUUGUGGGUACCAUAGGGUAUAUUGCACCUGAAUUGGCUCAAACUGGCAAGGCCUCUACGAGCUCUGAUGUCUAUGCAUAUGGUGUUCUGCUCCUUGAAGUAGCUUCUGGUAGAGGACGUAUUGUUAGUGAUCCAGAUGGGGAUAGCUUGACAUUGGCGGAUUGGGUGAUUGAAUGUCUUCAAAUGGGUAGAAUUCUUGAUGCUGCUGAUCCUAAGUUGAGCUCCAAAUUUGUGGUUGAAGAGAUGGAAAUGGUUUUGAGACUUGGCCUAGUUUGUUCUCACCUAAAAGCAGAGGCUAGACCUACCAUGAGAGAAGUCACGCGCUACCUUGCUGGGGAGGAAUCCCUUCCAAUAUUAGAUAAAUUGACCUCCUUUGGUUCUCGACAGGCUAAUGAAUAUGCAUCCACAUUUCUGGAAGUGAUUUCAACUGAUACAAGCAUAACAUCACAUUGUUCAUCAUCAUAAAUAAGAAGGUUAGAUGUCUUCUAAUUCUUUAGAAACUGGAAGAGUUUGUUUCAAACUCCUUUUUCCUUCAACUUUGUUUAUUUGGUUCUUGUUGGGAUUGAAUCAACUUUCAUUUGUGAAGAUUAUCUCCCAUUCUGAUUCUGUUUGUAAAUGUAUAAUCUCUUUGUUCAUUAGUGUUGUCAGUUUUCUUUCAGGCUUUCCAAUUGUUUGAGUCAGCAUUUAGCAACGAGUUGUAAUUUGUUAGACUUACGGGGCCUGUUUGGUUCAUAAACUAAACCAAACAGUCCUACUUGUCCAAAAACUGGAAUAUCUUUUGAAAUGUCUCAAAUUGAA
This is a messenger RNA of Cornus florida, 2448 nucleotides long. Its product is annotated as lectin-domain containing receptor kinase VI.3-like. Gene Ontology annotation, biological process: protein phosphorylation. The coding region runs from base 112 to 2115 and encodes 667 amino acids. The record is from RefSeq and is a predicted model, not a curated record. The transcript has a single exon. Gene Ontology annotation, molecular function: carbohydrate binding; protein kinase activity; ATP binding. Gene Ontology annotation, cellular component: plasma membrane. NCBI's taxonomy places the organism in Eukaryota, Viridiplantae, Streptophyta, Magnoliopsida, Cornales, Cornaceae.